Molecule: messenger RNA, 1317 nt
Organism: Chilo suppressalis (striped riceborer)
Lineage: Eukaryota; Metazoa; Arthropoda; Insecta; Lepidoptera; Crambidae
Source: the annotation of a GenBank genome assembly
AUGAACCAAGCGUCAUCGAUAACUAUGGAAUCGUUACCUAAACAGUUUGUUUCAGCCAUGCGUACACUGUUUGAUAUUAUGGAUGAUAAACACACCGGGUACGUAAAGCUGAAUGACAUAGAAAAUCGUUGGCGAGAUGAUCGCACGAAAGGACUGCCGCGAGGUGUUAUAGAGAGUCUUCAAAAGGUUGCUUCACAUGAUGGGUUGCUUACUUUUGACCGAUUUUGUACAGGACUUAAAAUUUGUCUUCUACGUAAUCAAGUUGAAACUACGACAAAUACUACAGAAAGAAUUAUUAAUAACAACGGCGAUAGCACCGGAAUUCACACGCAGCCAAUGAAUCAAAUUCAUCGCCCUCCUUCAGCUCCUUUACUAGAUAACAACAAUCAACAAAAUUUAGACACACCUUGGAAUGUAAUGAAAACGGCAGAAAAUUCAUCACAACACCGGACUAUCAGCAUGCCUCACUUGAUGUCUCGAAAAGAUCAACCAAUGUCAGAGUUACGACAGCGCGAAACACCCACAGCUGUUUCAAAUCAAGACUCCCACAAAACCUACGGUCCUCCAAAACCGCCAAGAUUAGAAAAAAAUGUUGCAACAGAACGUAAAGAAACGACAAGAUCAAGUUAUAAAACUGCGGACGAAGCAUCGCUUGACACUGAAGAAUUGAGUGGCGAGACGAAAUUGGAUUUUGAAGACAUAUCAAGAACUGUAGAUGAGCAAGGUAGAGGAUUAGGGGACGGCCGGUCGGCUAACGAAACUCAGUCACAAUCACAACUAAGACGCACGUCCCGCCGUCGUGAACCUCGUAGGCACACCCUGCAUAACGGGGUAGAUUAUAACUUAUUAAAGCGCAUGAAACAGAUUGAACAAGAGAAAGAUGUUUUAUUACAAGGUUUGUCAGCUGUCGAAGAAGCACGAGAAUGGUACUUAAAGCAGUUAUCUGAAGUACAGGAAAAAAUGCGUUAUGCAGGGCGUAUGGGAGCGUAUGUGGAACCUUGGAGUGAAGCGCACCAAGAAAGGCUAGAGCUGUUGCGAGCACGCGUACUGGAACUAAACCGCCAACUGGGUGCACUGGCAGCGGGCUGGCGGCACGGCCAGCUGUCACUACACAUGAACCUUGCCUUGCCUACCACAGCCCUCGUAGCUAACCACAACUCCAAUUCUUCGGUUCUUAAAUCUCAAAAUCGAAUGCUUGCAGAGGAGGUGAAUAGAAAAAAUGAACGAAUAUCAAUUUUGGAAAGAGAAAAAUCGGCACUUAUUAGAGAACUGCUUCUUCAAAGAAACAGAUCCAAGUUAAUUGAAAACUUCUCUUAA